This is a messenger RNA of Corvus hawaiiensis (hawaiian crow), 4429 nucleotides long. It is a transcript of the gene VSIG1, whose product is annotated as V-set and immunoglobulin domain containing 1. Lineage: Eukaryota; Metazoa; Chordata; Aves; Passeriformes; Corvidae. The transcript has 8 exons. The coding region runs from base 165 to 1256 and encodes 363 amino acids. Gene Ontology annotation, cellular component: plasma membrane. The record is from RefSeq and is a predicted model, not a curated record. Gene Ontology annotation, biological process: maintenance of gastrointestinal epithelium; epithelial cell morphogenesis.
AGGCGUGAUAAAGGAGAAUGAAACAGCUCACUGACGUGUUGAAACGCAGCUGAUAAGGAAAACAAAAAACCUACCUCAAAAAAUAAAACAGUUGAGUUUCAGCAGAAGCCAGAAACAGCACCUGAUCUCUUUUCUCUCCCAGCAUCGAGGAGGUGUGUGUGACAAUGCUGAAGAUAUUUCCAAUUCUAGCUGUCCUUGCAGGCCACGCCAGCGGGGUUGUGGUGACCGUCCCUGAGAAGACAGUGAAUGUCACGACAGGUGGAAACGCAACCCUCCUCUGCACAUACACCAGUCCUGGACCGCUGGGAAAUUUCUUUAUUCAGUGGAGUUUUUACAGUGCCAAAGAGAGCCAGCUGCACACCCAUUCCCCGUGUCAUGGUAUUCUGAGUAUGGAUGAAAAGUCAGUCAGUCUUUGUCAAAAGACGGUGUAUGUGACAGAUGCACGGGGAAGAUGUAGCUGGAGAUACAAGAUCUAUUAUUAUUCGGGAGGCCAGUCUUACUCCUAUGGAGCAUUUAAGAACAGGAUAACAGCUUCAACAAGUCCAGGGAAUGCAUCAAUAACAAUCUCCAACAUGCAGCCCUCAGACACUGGUUCCUACACCUGUGAAGUUUUCAGCCCUCAGGGUGAUGCUGGACAGAGUCAAAAAUCUGUGAUUGUCAGUGUGCUGGUCAAACCAUCAAAACCUUUCUGCAAAGUAGAAGGAACACCUGAAAAAGGCCAUCUAAUCCACCUCCUAUGCAACUGCGAAGAGGGGUUGCCUCGCCCCACCUACCGCUGGUACAAAGUCGAUGAGAACACCCUCAAGCCUGUGACAGAACAAUUCAAUCCAAACUCUGGCAUCCUUUACAUUGGCAACCUCACCACCUUUGAAACUGGCUACUAUCAGUGCGUAGCCAGCAACCUCCUGGGGAACAGCACCUGUGAGCUUGACCUAACAGCAAAACAUUCAGAUGGUGGUAUUGUUGCUGGAGCAUUGAUUGGAGCAAUUCUGGCAGCUGCUAUAAUUUGCAUUAUUGUCUGGGUCUUGACCAAGAAGGCAAAAAAUAGGAAGUCACCAAAUAAUGCGAUGCAAGAAAUGGUUCAGAAACAAUCCAAUGCAGACUAUGCUCAGGUACCCAACGAAGAAAACAUUCCUGCAACCACAGUUCCAUCAAGCAAUGCAACAAAUGAAUAUCCAAGUGUUGAUGAAACAGCAGCUCCUGCAACACCUGAAAACGAUGAGAAGCAAGAAGCAGAAAAAGAAGAAAUAGCCUAGAGUUUAUUUAAUGGAGUUUUCUUCGUCACCUUUGGACCCCUUUAUACAAAAAUUGUUGUCAUUGAAUUAACAUAGAAGCAUGACUAAAACUUAAACAGGCAUUUGUAUUGUGAGCCACUGGGGUGGAUUGAAAAAGGUCUAUUACACAGGCACUCUGUGAAUAGCAGAAGAUUUGGCCUUUAAAGUUAACCAAAUUUCUUUUAUUAUCUAGUUAUACUGUACAAAAAUUUAAGUAUAAAAAGAAUAUCAUCUAGAUUUAUCCAACACAUUUUGCAAAACUAAUUAGGAAAUGGGCUAAAGCAUUUGUCAAAGUAAGAGCUUUCCAGUCAACCACCAGUAAUGCUAUGUGUCCACACAGUUCAGAACCAUAGCAGCCUUCUCCAGAAAUAGUGAUGGCCAGCCUGCUUCCUGAGCACCAAGAACAAUAAUCAUGGCCAGUACAUUGCAGUGUUUAAAGGAACUGAUUUUGCACAUCAGAAGUAAAAAGAAGUUACAUUAAUGUCAUCAGAAUGCUGAAACAGAUGUUAAGACCUGAGCCAGUGAAAUCUUGGGUGUCUGAAUUCCACUUAAGCUAAAAAAAAAAAAAAUCCCAGAAACUUACCCUGUUGCUGCCUGACAUGGAAUACAUUGUGUUAACAGUGAGCUUCUUGGCUCAAAGUUCCCAAGGGCAUCAGCAUUCCAGAGUUGUGUGUUUCAGCAGCUCUGGUUUUCAGUUUAAUGGAACUGGCAUUUGGGUGCCCAGUUCAGAUACAAAUGACUGUUCCACACAACAGGAGCUGGAGAUAUAAAUCCUUUGCAAGGCUUGUUCCAAUAGGCUCACACAGCAUCACAUUCCUCAUGACACACAGAUACAGCUGCUUUCAAAACUUAGGAGUAAUAGUGCCUUCUAUACAGUUCGGAUUGCUUCCUCUGCCUGAGAUGAUUUAAAUCUAUUUCCAGGCUAGUCCUACCCACUGACCAACAAACUCAUGCUACUUUUCUUCUGGUCUCUCAUCCCAGUGUAACAAUCUAUCUUCUAUAGGCGAAAGCAUCAAGAGGGACGGUAAGUGGUGCAAAGCACACUGACAGCCAGCAAUCAAGUGAUGAGCACCCUCUUGGAAGGAGAAAGGGAAUUGAACCGCACACACACACCUGGGUCACUAGACACCCCUUCUCUCUGGGCCUCAUUUCUAAAGUUACACAAACUCAGUUUUUCAAAAAGGCAAAGAUACUACAUUCAGAAGAGCUCAAGGACCACAGGGCUCAGGCAAGUACAGACCCACAGGCUCUGCAGCUCCACGCUGAACUGCCUGAGGCAGGUCCUCGCUGACACAGGCAGACACUGCUUUCAGUCUCAUGCACUGCAGGAAAACAUAUCUGGCUCAGGGAUCUGGAGGUUUUUGGCACUUCAGUCUUUCACAGGAUCUAAUAUUCAUAAAUCCUUUGGUGACUGCUCCUAGACUAUAAACAUUAGUUAUAUGCAACAUUUAAGAUUUCUGGGCUAAAAUUUUCAGGUUCAGUUCCUACAGCUGUAAGUAUGUUUACCAAGAUAGUGAGCUCAAAAGAAAAGAAAAAAAAAAAGAUAAAAGGAAAAAGAAAAAAAGAAAAAUAUAUGGCAACAUUUAAGGAUGCAAGGCAUGAGAUCCUAGUUAAGAUUUAUUUUGGAUCUUCAAGAAUAACUGUAUUAAUUGCCCUUUCCUGGCAGUUUUCUGGCUUCCAAAUAUUUUUCUUUGAUAGGUGUGUCCUAGUGUUUAGCUUCAUUCCAGAGUAACAGAGCAUUUAUAGUGUUCUUCUAACACUAUUUUAGCUAAAAACUAUUUGUGCCAGACUGUGAGGGUAAAACCCUUGCUAAUACCAACACUGCCAUGUUGCACCAGUGGAUCCCCAGACUCCUCUCUCCCCAAAAUAUCCAGGGUAAAUCUCAAAUCAGGAUCUACACAGAAGUCUCCUUGAUCAGGCAGCUCUUAUUAACUCUUGUGGCAAUUAUGCCAGGCCAAAUUCUUAAGUCACAUCCUUCAAUCCAGGUUGAGCAACUUACUGAAAAUGUCUUAUAUUGACAGCCAAGCUGUGUAAACCUGCAGGAUGAUGACAUUAAACACACUCAGAAACAGCAAGGGAACAGUCAGUACUACCUGCUGCUCUUUGGGUGCUAUUUCUUACUGAAGGUGUUUCCUGAUGAUAAAAUUCAAAUCAAUUACUGGUCCAAAGGAGCCCCCGGCUUGGCUGACAGCAGCAAUAAUUUAAAAUAAUUUAUCUGACAUUCCUAAGCAUUCUUCUACUCUUGCCCUUCAUGGGAAAACAUAGAUGUCUUCAUGUCACUGCUAUAGCUGUAUUAGUUCUUCUAAAGCCAUCUCCUGCAUGUACAUGUUCUGGUCACAUUUUUCUUAUUGCUAUACCUUUCCACAUCUCUGCAACAGCACUAUCGUGAUUGAAGAGGGGACUCUAUUACAUGGUCAUAUUUCUUUUAAUCUUUCCUUCAUCUCACCUCCACACAUUUUUCUGCUGGCAUUUCCUUACAUAACUUGCUACAGCAAGAUAGGAACAAGUUCUGGGGAAGUUGUCAGUAUCUUCUAUUAGAUUGUAGGGUCUUCCUAGAACACCACAGGUUUUAUAUUUGUUCAAAAAGUAGAAAUUGCUCGUUACGUUAAUGUUUUUAUAUAGAGAAAGGAACAACUGACCAUGUUCUUGACUAAUGAUUCCUCUCAUACUUCUAACCACCAGUGAGUAAUAGAUGCUAGUAAAAAGGCAAAAUUAGAAGCAAAACAGGCUGCUGGGAGUGAGGAGGUAAGGCAAAUAACAUGUAUUUGGGGUUUCUUACCAUAGUGAGGUGUUUUCUGUAAGCCUUCUGGCAGAUGUUUGUUCUCAUUACAGAGUCUCUAAAGUUUAUUAAAAAUUAUGGGGCACCAUUCCUAGCUUCCCACUGAUACUCUUGGCAAAGCACAAGUCAAAUUAAGUAUUGAUCCACAGUGUGUAGCUCUAAAACCCUGCAGAGUUAUGCAGGAUUCAGAAACAUUUUUCAGAAUUUGCUUUAGAUGUUCCAACAGUCUUUGCUGCAUGGCCAAUUUAUCUUCCCCUAAGAAGCAGGGAUCAUUAAUACAGACACCCGUUACUAAGCCAACAUUCAAGCCACCAUCUCCUAAGGAAGCAGAUGUACAAAGCUACAGAGCUGUGGCAGGGUUUUUUUGCUACACAAA